Molecule: messenger RNA, 1681 nt
Organism: Seriola dumerili (greater amberjack)
Lineage: Eukaryota; Metazoa; Chordata; Actinopteri; Carangiformes; Carangidae
Product: cytochrome b-c1 complex subunit 2, mitochondrial-like
Exons: 14
Coding region: 59-1435 (458 amino acids)
Cellular component (GO): mitochondrion
Molecular function (GO): metal ion binding
Source: RefSeq, a predicted model, not a curated record
GACGUCAGCUCGUCGCCAUAUCUGUCUUUCUGUACCGGCUGAAGGAGAGUCUGGAGUCAUGAGAGGAAUCCGUUCCCUGAACAGUCUCCCCAAACGUUGCUACGCUGCUGCCAGGAGGAGUGAAGCUCUGACUGAACCCCUCGCAGGCCUGAAACCGUCCACGGCUGCAACUCCCCCUCAAAAUGUCCAGGUGUCGAAGCUCCCAAACGGUCUGGUGAUAGCAUCACUGGAGAACUACUCCCCCUUGUCCAGCGUGGGUGUGUUUGUGAAAGCUGGGAGUCGCUAUGAGACUGUGGAAAACCAGGGUGUCUCUCAUGUGCUACGACUGGCAGCAAACCUGACUACCAAGGGUGCAUCUGCCUUCAAGAUCUGUCGCGGUGUGGAAGCACUGGGGGGCAGCCUGAGUGUGACAUCAUCAAGAGAGACCAUGGUCUACACCGCAGACUGUUUGAGAGACCACCUAGAUUCAUUAUUGGAGUUUUUGGUCAAUGUGACCACAACUCAAGAGUUUCGGCCAUGGGAGGUAGACGAACUGACGUCCAGGGUGAAGGUUGACAGGGCUCUGGCUCAGCAGUGUCCUCAAAUAGGUAUAAUUGAGAAGUUGCAUGAAGCAGCAUACAAAAAUGGCCUGUCCAACUCUCUUUACUGCCCUGACCACAUGGUCGGUCGUGUCUCCUCUAAACAGCUGCAGUCAUUUGUUGAAGACAAUUUCACCACUGGCAGAAUGGCUCUUGUAGGAGUAGGUGUGAAGCACUCUGUCCUGAGGCAGGUGGGCGAGGGACUCCUGAGUGUCCGCAGUGGGGCUGACACACCUGUGGUGAAAUCUGUCUACCGUGGAGGUGAGCUGCGAGUGCUUAACAAUGACGAUCUGGUCCAUGCACUGAUUGCCAGCGAGGGUGCUGUGACAGGUAGUGCAGAGGCUAAUGCCUUCACUGUGCUGCAAAGGAUCCUGGGAUCUGGUCCACAUGUGAAGAGGGGCUCCAACAUCACCAGCAAACUGAGUCAGGGUAUUGCCAAAGCUACCGCACAGCCCUUUGAUGCCACAGCCUUCAAUGCCUCAUACUCUGACUCUGGCCUGUUUGGCGUCUAUACUAUUGCACAAGCUGACUCUGCAGGAGAGGUGAUCAAAGCUGCCAUCGCUCAAGUGAGAGGCAUAGCUGAGGGAAAUGUGUCCGAGGCUGACAUCACCAGAGCAAAAAACCAGGUGAAAGCAGAGUACCUGAUGUCAAUAGAGAGCUCUGAGGGCCUGUUGGAGGAGAUCGGUGCUCAGGCUCUGACCACUGCAGCCUACCAGCUCCCUGACUCUGUUCUCCAGGCUAUAGAUGCUGUCACCCAGGAUGCUGUGGUCAAGGCUGCGAAAAAAUUUGUGGAUGGCAAGAAGACCAUGGCAGCUAGUGGACACCUCAUUAAUACACCAUUUGUAGAUGAAGUAUGAAAAUAAAGAACAAGAACCGUUGAUUUUAACCUGGGCAUGCUGUGUCUGGCUGCUUAAAAAGGAGAGAGGACCCUAAAGCCACAGCCUCUUGCAACAAUUCAUUUGAUGUCACCAAUCAUUUGUAGUCUGUCCUGCAAUAUGUGUAAGCUCCAAUGUGGAGCCGGAGAAUCAUAAUGCAAUUUUCUUUGGGGUUUUUGUCAAUUUAACUGUAUAUCUAUGUAAAUUAAAGUUAUGACGGUAAAAACA